AUGUCACAACCUACCCCUAUUAUAACUACAAAAACAACUGCCAAGCCGAAACCAAAAAUUUUCAAUCUAUUUCGUGUGUGCUUCAUUUCAUUAUUACUGAUCGCUGCUGUGGAAUACUUCAAGUACGGUACAAGAAUUAAUUAUGAGUGGUUUCACUGUACUCCAAUUAAGGAGCCUCAAUCUGGCUCAGUGAUCAAACUUUGGGCUCGUGGUGGGCCUAGUUGUGACAAAAGAGGCGAGUAUAAAACUAUCGUAAAAAGAAUCACAAGAGAUUACGAACCAAAUGACGAGCAUUUGUCGUUCUGUAUUAUUGAGAACCCUGAAGUUGCACCUGUUCACUACCCAAUUCAUGAAGACAAAGGUGAACCUGGCUAUGUAGCCUAUGUUGGUUAUGACACAGACUCUGAAUUGGUCCAAGAGCUAUGUGCUGAUUCCACAGUUUAUCACAUGUGA
This is a messenger RNA of Saccharomyces mikatae IFO 1815, 453 nucleotides long. It is a transcript of the gene LIP1, whose product is annotated as sphingosine N-acyltransferase subunit LIP1. Bases 1 to 453 code for a protein of 150 amino acids. The record is from RefSeq and is a predicted model, not a curated record. The transcript has a single exon. NCBI's taxonomy places the organism in Eukaryota, Fungi, Ascomycota, Saccharomycetes, Saccharomycetales, Saccharomycetaceae.